UAACAGCUGAAUCCUCUAAUCAUCAGUCUCUCUCAGCUCCAAAUCAGCCUGCCUCCUCUUCCGAUGAGUUGCUCCGCGACCACGUAGUCUCUUCUCAUAAUCAUCUAUGGAGUCUUGCCUUCUUGCCUAGUAGAAGCUUAGGAGAUCAAAUGAUGGAUCAUCAUCAUCAUAAUCAUCACAUAACAUCUUCAAGAAAUUCAUCAACAACAUCAGAACUACCAUCAUUCGAGUCAGCCUGCCAUAAUUAUGGUAACGGUUGGAUCUAUGACACAAAUCAAGUUAGGUACGAUCAAAGUAGUGACCAACGGCUGUCAAAGUUAACGGAUCUUGUAGGCAAGCACUGGUCAAUUGCGCCACCGAAUAAUCCCGACAUGAACCAUAACCUUCAUCAUCACUUCGAUCAUGAUCAUUCUCAAACAAACGACGACGUUUCUAUGUACAGACAAGCCUUGGAGGUGAAAAAUGAGGAAGAUCUUUGUUACAAUAAUGGCUCAAGUGGCGGUGGUUCCUUGUUCCAUGAUCCUAUAGAAAGUUCUAGAAAUUUCCUUGAUGUAAGGUUAAGUAGGCCAUUAAUGGAUAUUAAUCCGUCGUUUAAGCCAUGCUUUAAGGCCUUAAACGUAUCGGAGUUCAACAAGAAAGAACAUCAAACGGCAUCACUGGCAGCAGUGAGAUUGGGAACAACAAACGCAGGGAAGAAGAAAAGAUGUGAAGAAAUUUCCGAUGAGGUCUCCAAGAAGGCCAAGUGCAGCGCCGGCUCUACACUUUCGCCGGAGAAGGAACUACCAAAAGCCAAACUUCGAGACAAGAUCACGACUCUACAGCAAAUUGUGUCUCCCUUUGGAAAGACGGAUACUGCUUCUGUGCUUCAAGAAGCCAUCACUUAUAUAAAUUUUUAUCAAGAGCAAGUUAAGCUGCUAAGCACUCCUUAUAUGAAGAAUUCAUCAAUUAAGGAUCCAUGGGGAGGAUGGGAUAGAGAAGAUCACAACAAAAGGGGACCGAAACAUCUAGAUCUAAGGAGUAGAGGCCUUUGUUUGGUUCCUAUUUCUUGCACCCCAAUCGCAUACCGCGAUAACAGCGCAACUGACUAUUGGAGUCCCUCGUAUAGAGGCAGGCUUAUCUCUCCUGUAAUAUUGGAGCUCAGUAAUAAAUAUCCUGAUGUAACAACGUAUAAGGUUGACAUUGACGAGGGCGGUCUAUCAAAUGCUAUUGGGAUUUGGGAAGCUAAAUGUAUCUGAUGUGGUAACAUCCUCUGUUCCUUUUAGAUAUAAAAUAUUACUUUACAUUCUAAGAUCACGCAUGAACUAGCUUUCGCAUCUAAAUGAGCUCUAAUGUUAUCAAUGUUGAGAUCCAUCUGAUGAGGCAUUAUGAUGAUUGAUGAAUACAACCAACACUGCAAU
Messenger RNA from Arabidopsis arenosa, 1397 nucleotides. The record is from the annotation of a GenBank genome assembly. NCBI's taxonomy places the organism in Eukaryota, Viridiplantae, Streptophyta, Magnoliopsida, Brassicales, Brassicaceae.